AUGGAAAUCGGAAAUUGUUUCUCGUUGGCCCAAAAAAAAUCCACGGCCCAAGGCCAUGGUGUCGGUGGAGAAGCCGCCGGCGGUGUUGUGGUCACGGUGGGAACGAGACGAUUGGCUGAUUUCCGACGGAGGGAGCAGAGAAAAAAGUCGGGGGAAGGUAAUUCUGAGAACGAGGAGGUUGGUGAAGAUGAAUUGACAACGUCGUGGGCUGGAAUAAAUCGACGGCCCAACCAAUUAAUCCUUGUGCCAUUUCCACUGGCGGAGCUUCACUCUUUUGGGUUUCUACCUUGUGGAGCCGACGUCGUCUCUGAACAAUUGAAUAACGGCGGAGGCUGGCAGAAGAAGUAA
Oldenlandia corymbosa var. corymbosa is the source of this 348-nucleotide messenger RNA. The record is from the annotation of a GenBank genome assembly. NCBI's taxonomy places the organism in Eukaryota, Viridiplantae, Streptophyta, Magnoliopsida, Gentianales, Rubiaceae.